This is a messenger RNA of Linnemannia hyalina, 588 nucleotides long. NCBI's taxonomy places the organism in Eukaryota, Fungi, Mortierellomycota, Mortierellomycetes, Mortierellales, Mortierellaceae. The record is from the annotation of a GenBank genome assembly.
AUGACAGCAACGACAUUCACAAGCUGCCUGCCCUCGCCGGGUUCCCCCCUCCCCAUCUUUGACUGUAACUUUUCGCCCAUCCCCGCCGGUCCUCUCUCGCCCGACGCCCGUGCCCAGCUCCAGAACGAGCUUGACCAGAUCCGGAAAUGCUCCGCAGAGUCUCAGACCGCCUACAACGCCGCUCACGCCUCCAUCCCAUCCUAUCAACAGCUCGUCCUCACCACCCACGCCCAGGUCGCCGCAGCCAAGCAGGCUUUCCUCCAUGCCAAGGGCCUUACGCCAACCUCCUCCUCGGCCCCCUCUAUCACCAACUCAACUUCCUCUUCUUCUUCAACUUCAAAUGCUUCUUCGCCACCGUCACCUCUCUCCCCCCUCAACAACCAUAUGCACCAGGACCUCCUUAACGGCAUUCAGGCACAUGGCCAAAAUCUCGAACGCCUCGAACAAGAACACGUCGCGCUCGGUCUGAAACUGUCGCAGGUCCUUCGGGACAAGGCCGAGGCAGAGGAGACAAAAAAACGCCUGAACGACUACAUGAUGCGCGCAAAGUCAAGGAUCAGGGAGAUUGAGCGGAAGCUGAGCGAAUGA